AAUGAAAGCUCUUACAAUUGAUUUGGUGAGAGCAAUAUUUCAGCACAUAAACAAAGAAGAGUCGUCGAAGGCUAUAUUGGCUAAAGUUUCCAUAUCAUGGCAGAUUGGACCAAGAAGACAAUCCUUAGAAACGAUGCCCUUCUUCAGUACAUCUACGAAACAAGUGCCUCUCCCAAAGAGCAUGAGCAAUUGAAGGAACUAAGAGAGGCCACCGUCCACAAGUACAAAGAUAUGAGCGUGAUGAAUGUGCCGGUCAAUGAAGCACAACUUCUAUCACUGCUAUUGAAGAUAAUGAACGCCAAGAAAACACUGGAAAUUGGAGUUUUUACAGGCUAUUCCCUUCUUGCGACUGCCCUUGCGUUGCCUGAGGAUGGCAAGGUAAUAGCCAUUGAUACAGACAAAGAAGCAUACGAGACAGGCUCACCCUUCAUUAACAAAGCUGGAAUGCACCAUAAGAUCAAAUUCACCCCUUCGGAUGCCUUCUUGAUUUUAGAUGAUCUCAUUCAAAAUCAAUAUGACCAAGACAUUAAUUUGUUGAGUGGGAUAUAA
Molecule: messenger RNA, 549 nt
Organism: Hibiscus syriacus
Lineage: Eukaryota; Viridiplantae; Streptophyta; Magnoliopsida; Malvales; Malvaceae
Product: flavonoid 3',5'-methyltransferase-like
Exons: 4
Coding region: 97-549 (150 amino acids)
Molecular function (GO): S-adenosylmethionine-dependent methyltransferase activity; O-methyltransferase activity
Source: RefSeq, a predicted model, not a curated record